Messenger RNA from Plasmopara halstedii, 675 nucleotides. RefSeq lists its product as uncharacterized. NCBI's taxonomy places the organism in Eukaryota, Oomycota, Peronosporomycetes, Peronosporales, Peronosporaceae. Bases 1 to 675 code for a protein of 224 amino acids. The transcript is spliced from 2 exons. The record is from RefSeq and is a predicted model, not a curated record.
AUGAGUUUCGGCUUUUCAUAUCCAAAGCCAAGUUUUCAAUCAUCCAUCUAUGAUCCUACAUUCUAUCUAUCAUUAGAUUCAAGUGGCUAUCUAACACUUGAGUACGCAAAUACUCUAUAUCUUAGCAUAACAUCGCUAAGUGCUACGAACCUAACUGGUUCGCUACAAACCGGAUCUCAACCCAAUAUAACGUCCCUCGGCACUCUAAGUGGCCUUACAAUUAGUGGAAAUCUAUCAUUUAGUGAAUCAUCGCGAUCAAUAACGCUAACUGGCACUUCAAGCUACAUUGAUGCUCGGGAGUAUCGACAGAACGGUGUAUCGUACGACCUAAGUACAUUUUUUACAGGAGAAGUCUCGGCCUCAUAUGGAGUUAUCCAGGCGUCUACUAUUUGGGCAUCCGACUCGGCCAAUUGCAACCAAAUGGCAUGGAGCUAUGAUUUGGGAGCAUCAAAUGCUUUGCCGUUCGCCGAAAGGUCGCGGAUCUACGUGGACGGCUCUGCAAAUUCAUAUCCUCUUCGGAUCGAUAACGGAUUUAGUCCUCUGGUGAUAUCAACUACACAGGAGAAAAUAUUUGGAAAACCUCCGUUAAAAAUUUUCAAAUCGAUUGCUAUUACAACCAAUCUGGGGUUGGACAGACGACUUCUUUUGGUAUCCGCUCUAUUCCAGGAGGGUUAA